Phytophthora nicotianae INRA-310 is the source of this 282-nucleotide messenger RNA. RefSeq lists its product as hypothetical. The record is from RefSeq and is a predicted model, not a curated record. Bases 1 to 282 code for a protein of 93 amino acids. The transcript has 2 exons. NCBI's taxonomy places the organism in Eukaryota, Oomycota, Peronosporomycetes, Peronosporales, Peronosporaceae.
AUGGCCCCACGCCGAAGUGGAGGCUCACAAACGACCAUACCCCUGCGAAGGCCCAGGAAAGUGCAUGAUCGAGAUGAGGCCGCGUGUCUACGAGCAGUCGCUAAACUUGGACUGGAGACCACCAAACAGCUACGUGCGGACUGGGAUUCGUGGGACACUGGGUAUGGUGCUAGUGACGCCGAAAGUACGCCCAAGUUCCAGUCGAAGCGCAAGCCAGGCCGGCCAAAGAAAAAGAAGCCCACCGUGAAACCUAACCAACCCUCCAUUCUACAGUUUUUUUAG